GCUAGGUAACAUUUGUUUGGUGCUGUGAGGCCUGUUUGAGAAACUAACGGUAGCGUUUGUUUUUCAUGCAAAAGUGGUCAUAUCGUAACACGUUUCAGGAGAAAGAGAUUGGAUUUUGUUUUCAGCCAUGGCUCUUGAAACGCAUGCUGUUCCUCAGCUUGAACUAGAAGCUGUCAUUGGAUUCAACGGACACGUGAUUUCUGGCCUGAGAGUUCACCCAGACAAAGAGCACCUCAUCUAUCCUCUGGGAUGCACAGUCGUUCUGAAGAGAAUCGAAGAUGGGAAGCCGGAGUUCCUGCAUGGACACACAAACAAUGUAUCCUGCAUUUCAGUGUCCAAAAAUGGAUUAUAUAUUGCCUCUGGACAGGUCAACUUCAUGGGUUUUAAGGCUGUGAUAAUUAUCUGGGACUAUGCAGAGCGAACAAUCUAUGCCCAGCUAUUGCUCCACAAGGCUAAGGUAGAGGCACUGGCCUUCUCUCCCAACAACAAGUACCUGGUGUCCCUUGGGGGUCAGGAUGAUGGCAGCAUAGUAGUAUGGAAUAUUGAGACCAAGGAGGCCAUCUGCGGCAGCCCAGCUUCACCUCACAGUGCCGGACACUGCCUCACUGUGCAGUACUCAAACACAAAUGACAAUAUCUUUGUUUCUGCUGGGAAUGGAACAUUGCGAAUGUGGGAGCUAGACCUCCCCAACAGGAAGGUCCGACCCACAGAGUGUCAGACCGGGAAACUGAAGAGGAUUGUGAACUGUAUAGAGAUUUCAGAGAAUGAUCAGUUCAUUUUCUGUGGCACCACCAGUGGAGACAUAAUGAAAAUCAACCUGAAGACGGGACUCCUGAGUGACUAUGGUCCAGUUAAACCAAAAAAAAAAGGUGUCAGUGUUUUAAAGAUGCUGAAGAAUGGGAAUCUGCUUGUAGGCUCUGGAUCUGGUACCUUCACUGUGUGUUCCACAACUAACUUCAAAACUCUUAAGAAAGUCCAGCUGGAGAAGGGGGUGACGUCCAUUGAUAUAAGAGGAGAGGGUCAGCAGUUCUUUGUCGGGACAGAGGCUGCCCAGAUGUACCGCUUCAGUUAUCAGGACUUCAAAGCUGAACUCAUUUCUUCUAGUCACAGCAGUGCUGUCAAUGAUGUAGCCAUCUCUUUUGGAACAUCAGAAUUAUUUGCAACCUGCUCUGGGGAGGACAUCAGGGUGUGGCACAUUGACAAGCCCAAAGAACUACUGCGCAUCACUGUACCCAACAUGACCUGCAAUUCCCUGGACUUCAUGGUUGAUGGACAUAGCAUCAUCAGUGCAUGGAAUGAUGACAAGAUUCGUGUGUUUGCACCGGAAAGUGGCCAGCUCCUUCUCACCAUCGAUAACGCUCACAGAGUGGGUGUGACAGCCAUCGCUGGCACCAGGGACUGCAAGAGGAUCAUCAGUGGAGGUGGAGAGGGACAGGUGCGUGUUUGGGAGCUGCAGCCAAGCGGCCAUCGGCUGCUGGAGACCAUGAAGGAGCACAAAGCCACUGUCAACUGUAUCAAAAUCAAGAGUGAUGACAAAGAGUGUGUCACUGCCAGCUCUGAUGGUGCCUGCAUCAUCUGGGACAUAGUGCGGUUUGUGAGUCUUCAAAUGGUGAUUGCCAACACCCUGUUCCGGACGGUGUGCUACCACCCAGAGGAAUAUCAGAUCAUUACCAGUGGCACCAACAGAAAGGUUGCCUACUGGGACGUGUAUGACGGAUCUGCCAUCAGAGAACUGGAGGGCUCGCAGUCUGGGGCCAUCAAUGGCAUGCACAUUUCCCAGGAUGGCAAACACUUUGUGACAGGUGGAGAUGACAAGCUAGUGAAGGUGUGGGAUUACAUGGAAGGUGUAGUAACCCACAUAGGGAUAGCACACGGUGGCAGUAUCACCAGCAUCAAGAUCUGCUCCAACAACUGCACCCUAAUCAGCACCAGUGCAGAUGGAGCCAUUGUCCGGUGGAGGUUCCCUCACCCUUUGUCCUCCUAAUGUGAUGUCUCUUGAAAUUAGGAGCUUCAGAAACUUUUAACCCAACACCACCACACUCAGAUUUAUCCAAAAUUCACCCUUAAUCUUUGCCCUGAUUUAACUAAUGUUCCCAGGAAGAUUCAACAUUCUUAGAUUAACACUGCAGAAUGUAUUUGUAUGUACUUGGGUUAAGUAACUAUGACUGUAUACAGUUGGUUCUUUUAAGCAAGAUACAUUAUAUAUGGAAGUGAAAAGAUCAUAGCUCUUAAGCAAUGUAGUCUCCCAUGUGCUCAUUCCCCACAGAACCUGAAGAGACUUCAAGGUACAAGAACUUAUGUAUUUUUCACAUACAUAAACUAUCUCAAUGUGAUAAAAUUCAUAAUAUGUAAAAGCAUGGCUAUGUUAUGCAGUACAUUACAUGCAUAUUUUACCGAUAUACGAUCCCUGUGCUACUGGACAAACAAGGAGGAUACCCAGAUUCUUUGUCGCUUAACCACACAGCUGCUUUCAGCUCAUCUAUCAAUAGUGAUUCCCUGAAGGAUACUGGAACAGAAAGCCUCUCUGACUUUCUCUAAUUUGAACCCAUUCUCCUCACUCUUCUUCCAAAUGGAUAUUGUAAAUAAUUAAUAACUCACCCCUGCUUGAAAGUAAAAGAACAAACCUGCAGUAUAAACCAUGUCAGUAAAAACUUCCCUGGAUUAGUAAAAUGGGGUCUUUUCCCUUUUCUACCCAGCUUAUGAAGUGAGGACAACAACAGUAUGAGUGAAAAGAAGAAGAAACACACAGAGCCACAGUUUGACAACGAAUGCAUUUCUUAUUGAUGGUGUGUCAUGUUGUUUCUUAACAACGCUGGAAUAAGAGGAUCAAGGAAAUUCUGGAACCUUUGGAUGGUUCAACAACUUGGCACAUCUGGCCUACUAAAUUCAAUGUUUAGUACUGGUGAGCUGUGAAAUGAAGCUUCAGAUGAUGAGAAUGUGAAUAUAGCACAAAAGAUGCUGGAUCCCCAUUGAAAAGCACAUAAUGUGUCUGGCCAAAUCCUUCUUAACAUCCAUUUUACCGUGAGGAGCUUCCAGGGUGUAGCAGCAGUAGCAGCAUUAAUGUGAGCGGAGACAAAAGCCAGGCUAUUUACAUCUUUUUGUAAAUGUGAGUGUUUUAUAGCAAGUCUGGACAAUAUGUUUAGCAGAAAUAGGAAUGUACUUAUCAGUAAACAGGACCCUAAAAUUCAUUCCUUGGGACUGUUUAUGUAGAUACAUUUAGAACUUGUCUUUUAGGUGGUCGUGGAGACGUUUGGGGAUCAUUGUUCACACUGUAUUCAGUGAGUCCAUACUCUUAUUAUCAACUGAUAUCUAAAAAAUUCCACUGUUUUCUUUGACACCCUCUGAACAUGAUAAGGCAGGUGAUGUUCUAAUUGGUCCUACAGGGGGCAGUUUGAGGCUACUUGCUUGCACCUUUUAAAGCCAACUUCCUUAUUCCCGGUGUAAUAAACAAGACGUAAGGUUUUAUGCUCUUUGCCAAUGCAGCAACAGCGGGUUACUGUCUGAAAAGACCUUUCUGUUCACUGUGU
This is a messenger RNA of Monopterus albus (swamp eel), 3527 nucleotides long. RefSeq names its product cilia and flagella associated protein 52 (gene cfap52). The transcript is spliced from 14 exons. Gene Ontology annotation, molecular function: protein binding. The record is from RefSeq and is a predicted model, not a curated record. The coding region runs from base 128 to 1984 and encodes 618 amino acids. NCBI's taxonomy places the organism in Eukaryota, Metazoa, Chordata, Actinopteri, Synbranchiformes, Synbranchidae.